GGCACCUAAGGGGCGUCGGCACGGGGAAGAGUGUUUGUGUAACACUGCCUGCUGCGCUUAGGGGGUGGAAUGGAGGCGGUUGUCAGUGCAGGGGCUCUCGGGAGGGACGGAUAUAGCUGUGACACUGCCGCGACGCUUUGAGGGACUGUGUUGGUGUGGUACCGGUGCACGCUUAAAGGAGCAGGCGGAACCAGAUGGCCAUGGGCAUGUGGGCAUCUCUGGACCCACUGUGGGAGAUCCCAGCCGAGAAGCGUAUCUUUGGGGCCGUGCUCCUCUUCUCCUGGACGGUGUAUCUCUGGGAGACCUUCCUAGCACAGCGUCAGAGACGAAUAUAUAAAACAACAACUCAUGUACCACUGGAGUUAGGACAGAUCAUGGAUUCAGAAACGUUUGAGAAGUCUCGACUCUAUCAGCUGGAUAAAAGUACCUUCAGCUUCUGGUCAGGACUCUACUCAGAGAUUGAAGGCACUCUUAUUCUUCUCUUUGGAGGAAUCCCUUAUCUCUGGAGACUUUCUGGACGGUUCUGCAGCAGUGCUGGCUUUGGGCCAGAAUAUGAGAUCACUCAGUCCUUGGUGUUUCUGCUGAUGGCUACACUCUUCAGUGCGUUGACUGGUUUGCCGUGGAGUCUUUAUAAUACUUUUGUGAUAGAAGAAAAACAUGGUUUCAAUCAGCAGACUUUGGGAUUCUUCAUAAAAGAUGCCAUCAAAAAAUUUAUUGUAACUCAGUGCAUUUUAUUGCCUGUGUCUUCACUUCUGCUUUACAUUAUUAAAAUUGGGGGUGACUAUUUUUUUAUUUAUGCCUGGCUGUUCACAUUAGUUGUUUCUCUGGUGCUUGUCACAAUCUAUGCUGAUUAUAUUGCCCCUUUAUUUGACAAAUUUACACCUCUACCUGAGGGACAGCUUAAACAAGAAAUUGAAGUAAUGGCAAAGAGUAUUGACUUUCCUUUGACUAAGGUGUAUGUUGUUGAAGGAUCUAAACGCUCUUCCCACAGCAAUGCUUAUUUUUAUGGCUUCUUCAAGAACAAGCGAAUAGUUUUGUUUGACACUCUACUAGAAGAGUAUUCUGUCCUAAACAAAGAAAUCCAGGAGGAGUCUGGCAUGGAGCCCCGCAAUGAUGGAGAAGGGGACAGUGAAGAAGUAAAAGCUAAAGUUAAAAAUAAGAAACAAGGAUGUAAAAACGAGGAGGUACUUGCUGUGCUAGGCCAUGAACUGGGGCAUUGGAAGUUGGGACACACAGUCAAAAACAUCAUUAUUAGCCAGAUGAAUUCUUUCCUGUGUUUCUUCUUGUUUGCUGUGUUAAUUGGUCGAAAGGAGCUUUUUGCUGCAUUUGGAUUUUUUGACAGCCAACCCACUCUCAUCGGACUGUUGAUCAUCUUCCAGUUUAUUUUUUCACCUUACAAUGAGGUUCUUUCUUUUUGCCUAACAGUCCUAAGCCGCAGAUUUGAGUUUCAAGCGGAUGCAUUUGCUAAGAAACUUGGGAAGGCUAAAGACUUAUAUUCUGCUUUAAUCAAGCUGAACAAGGAUAACUUGGGAUUCCCUGUUUCUGACUGGCUGUUCUCAAUGUGGCAUUAUUCUCAUCCUCCGCUACUAGAAAGACUUCAGGCUUUGAAAAAUUCCAAACAAGACUGAGUUGCCCAGGAUCUCCAACUGAAGACAUUUCUGAUUAUUCCUGUCCUGACAGCAUGUUCCAGCUCUUGAUUUUUUUUAACUUUUUUUUAAAGAAAAUUAUUAAGUACAGUAAAGCCCAGAUGACAAUACAUUUACUAUCUCAUUUCAAAAAUUAUUUUAAUAAUCCAUGUUUUGGCUGGUGUGGCUCAGUGGAUUGAGUGCCAGCCUGUGAACCGAAAGGUCGCGGGUUCGAUUCCCAGUCAGGGCACAUGCCUGGGUUGCGGGC
Phyllostomus hastatus (greater spear-nosed bat) is the source of this 1893-nucleotide messenger RNA. It is a transcript of the gene ZMPSTE24, whose product is annotated as zinc metallopeptidase STE24. Lineage: Eukaryota; Metazoa; Chordata; Mammalia; Chiroptera; Phyllostomidae. Gene Ontology annotation, molecular function: metalloendopeptidase activity. The record is from RefSeq and is a predicted model, not a curated record. Gene Ontology annotation, biological process: CAAX-box protein processing. The transcript has 10 exons. Bases 195 to 1628 code for a protein of 477 amino acids. Gene Ontology annotation, cellular component: endoplasmic reticulum membrane.